AGUUUUUAUAUAGCCAUCAUGUUCACAUAUAUACUGAAUAUUUAUGGGUUCACAUGACACAUAGGAUGGGAAUACAAGGAAGGGUGUCUGCGCAUGGCACGCAGGGAAGUUUCCCUGAGGCCCUGGUUGAAGAGUUCGUUGCCUGGCUGGCGCAAGGACUUUUUGAAUUCUCCGGACUCCCACCCAGUCUUCCAGUGUGCCUUCCAGCAAGCACCCCAGUUGGCUAGCUUCAGGCCUGCUAGCAUCCAGCCAGCCUCCCAGUGUGCCAUCCAGCCAGCACUCCAUGUCUUACCAGUCGACUGGGAAAAGAAAAUGGAAGGACUUAAAAUUAUUCAAGCUCUGGCAAGACACCAUCAAGCACUACUGAAGACCAAUCUGCAUCAUGUCUGCCAGGUUGUCACAGAUGAGGUGAAACAUGGGCGCUGUUGCGUGGUCUUCGCUCCCAUUGACACCAUUACAGAGCUCCAUGUCCACCUUGGGAAGAACAUGGACCCUGAGGUAGACUGGACAGGCUGCGUCUUGCUGCUGAAGUUGGCCCAAACAACCCAAACCUUCAUUCAUCAGAGGGUUAACUUGGCCCUGGAUGCCCUGGUGAAGGGCUGCAGCCCUGGAAGAGUAGUGAUAACCCUACUCAACUUCGGGUUGAGCCACCAAUGUCAUAGAGUGAGGGAGAGCACAGCGCUGCACCUCCACCAGCUGACGGAAAUCGUCGGGGAGAACUGGAUCGUCACUGCAGAGAGGCAUUUUGCAGAGCGUUUCCUUACUUCUGUCUGUAAGCUGACGCUGGAUGCUGCAACAGAAGUCAGGCUGCAUGGACAGGAAAUGCUCAAGAAACUUGGCCACCAGAGUCAGUUGAAGGCCCUCUGGAAUACGGUUGUCCCAAAGAAAGACAGACAUCACUUGGAGAAGAUUUUAGGGGCCGUGUGGCAGUAGCAGAUGAUGUGAUGGAAUGUCAAGAAACCAAAUAUUUAGGUUAGUGUGACAAUAAACUAGACGGAAGUAAUCCCUCAGGAUAUGUAACUUUCCCUGUCUUUGCCCAGCUAUGGCAUUCUGAAUUUUGUGGCAGUAAACAUGUAGUUUCAUUUUCGGUUUCAUGUUGUUGUGGUUGUGUAAUAUUUUGUGUCAAUGUAUAGAUGGAUUGCAUAUACAGAUCGUCGAUUAUUUAUGGAUCUGUUGGUAAUGCUUUCUGGCUCCGGUCAGGAGGGGUCGCUCUUCUGCCUCAUUAAAUAUAGACGAGUGAAGGUGAGAGAUGAUUGUGGCUUGUUCUUCAU
Scophthalmus maximus (turbot) is the source of this 1271-nucleotide messenger RNA. Its product is annotated as TOG array regulator of axonemal microtubules protein 1-like. The transcript has 5 exons. Gene Ontology annotation, molecular function: microtubule binding. Lineage: Eukaryota; Metazoa; Chordata; Actinopteri; Pleuronectiformes; Scophthalmidae. Gene Ontology annotation, biological process: microtubule cytoskeleton organization. Bases 94 to 933 code for a protein of 279 amino acids. Gene Ontology annotation, cellular component: cilium; cytoplasmic microtubule. The record is from RefSeq and is a predicted model, not a curated record.